Molecule: messenger RNA, 4215 nt
Organism: Perca flavescens (yellow perch)
Lineage: Eukaryota; Metazoa; Chordata; Actinopteri; Perciformes; Percidae
Gene: cercam
Product: cerebral endothelial cell adhesion molecule
Exons: 12
Coding region: 205-1980 (591 amino acids)
Source: RefSeq, a predicted model, not a curated record
UUCUUCCUUGGAUAACGUUGGCAGACUCUUGUUCCGCGGGACUAACGCGGAAGUUGUAAUGUGUAUCACUCUUGGAUUUGUUCUUGGAAAAAACGACCCAGCUUGUAAAAUAAGGGGGGUUGAACAUUUGGGAAACAUUUUUUUCUUGGACUGCUGACGCGUCCACCGGCUCUGCUGUGCUGGAGGACCGUGGCAUCUUCCACCAUGUUACUUCGCUUUCUAGUUUUAGGGGCCUUGGUUUUCCAGGUUGAAUGUUACUUUUCGGAGGAAAUGUAUCCGGAGGAGUCGAAGAUGCAGCUUCCUACCGUGGUUUUCGCUAUUAUAGCCCGAAACAGUGCUCACUCCCUGCCCUACUACCUCGGAGCUCUGGAGAGACUCAACUACCCCAAAGAUCGCAUCUCUGUGUGGGCAGCCACGGAUCACAAUGCAGAUAACACCACAGCCAUACUGAAAGAGUGGCUUACUGUUAUGCAGAAAUACUACCAUUAUGUUGAAUGGAGACCAAUGGAACAGCCAACGUCCUAUGCAGGAGAGUUGGGUCCUAAGCAUUGGCCCAACACCAGAUAUGAGUAUGUGAUGAAGCUGAAGCAGGCAGCACUCAACUUCGCCAGGAAACGUUGGGCUGAUUACAUCCUGUACGCCGACACAGACAAUAUCCUCACCAACCCAGAAACCCUCAACCUGAUGAUAGCAGAGAACAAGUCAGCUGUCGCUCCCAUGCUCGACUCUCAGGGAGCAUACUCCAACUACUGGUGCGGUAUCACUCCACAGGGAUAUUAUCGCCGAACAGCAGAGUAUUUCCCAACGCGUCACCGUCACAGACUGGGCUGCUUCGCUGUGCCAAUGAUCCACUCCACCAUGCUGCUGGAUUUAAGGAAGGAAGGCAUGAAGAAACUGGCCUUCUUCCCUCCUCACAAGGACUACUCGUGGCCCUACGACGACAUCAUCGUGUUCGCCUUUUCCUGCCGAGCUGCAGAGGUACAGAUGUACCUGUGUAACAAGGAGCGCUACGGCUACCUGAACGUCCCAGCCAAACCUCAACACACCUUGGAAGAUGAUCGCCUCAACUUCGUCCAUGUCCAUCUUGAGUCCAUGAUCGAUGGUCCUCCUAUGCACCCCUCACGAUACGUCCAUGUGUUCCCCAAACAGAGAGAUCUCAUGGGCUUUGAUGAGAUAUAUCUGAUUAAUCUGCGACGGCGUCCUGACCGUAGAGACCGGAUGUUGUUCUCUCUGAAUGAGCUGGAGAUUGACGUCAAGGUGGUGGACGCUGUGGAUGGAAAUGCACUGAACAGCAGUGACAUUAAGCUCCUGGGUGUGGACCUGUUGCCAGGCUAUUAUGACCCGUUCUCUGGCCGCACCCUGACCAAAGGAGAGGUGGGCUGCUUCCUCAGCCACUACUUUAUCUGGAAGGAGAUGGUGGACUUGCAGAUGGACAAGGCGCUGCUGUUUGAAGACGACGUCCGUUUCCAGGCCAACUUCAAACGACGAGUCCUCCGACUGAUGGAGGAGGUGGAGCAGGUGGAGCUCGACUGGGACAUCAUAUACUUUGGCAGGAAGCAGGUGAAUCCUGUCAAGGAGGAGGCGGUGGAGAACGUUCACAACUUGGUAAUGGCCGACUACUCGUACUGGACUCUGUCCUACGCCAUCUCCCUGCAGGGUGCCCAAAAACUACUCAACGCUGAGCCACUGUCCAAGAUGCUUCCUGUCGAUGAAUUCCUCCCCAUCAUGUAUGACAAACAUCCCAAUGAAGACUACAAGUCCCAUUUCCCCAACAGAAACUUAGAAGCCUACAGUACACGCCCCCUUUUGGUCCAGCCCUGUCACUACGCUGGUGAUCCCCAGUGGGUGAGCGACACGGAGACGUCGACUCUGUGGGACGAUGACGCUGUACGCACCGAUUGGAGGGGUUCCCACAAGACCCUGAAAGGGGCUGCGCCGGCACCCGACAUGCUGUCAGCCUCCUACAGGGAUGAACUUUAGUGCAGAGCAGACGUAGCUGUAGAGAAACUGCAGGUCAAAAGGUCACGAGAUCAGAGAAACAGAUGCUGAGAAGCGAACGUUUCCCAGACUUUAUUUCAUUCCACUCUGUGUCCACACUAACAUACACAGUGUCAUUCAAACGGGACUUUUUUCAAAGCAUGUCAGCAAGUGUAUGGCACAAGAUAACUUUUUUCCAGAGGGAAACAAUAUAGCGGACAUGUAAAACAAUGGGUGUUUUAAUACUAAUACUUUAAUAGUUUAUAGUGUUUGUAUGACUGAUGUCAGCAGAAUUUUUGUUUGAAUGUAUGCUUGUGAUGGUUUGUGUGCUUUUUGAUGAUUGCAUGUUUAUAAUGCUAAUUACACAGCUUUUUAAAGGAGGCUUUACAAGAACUUUUAUCUGUUAAUCUGUUGAGCACUGACUGAGGCUCCAGUAGCUGCACUGUUCACAACUCCUGACAAGUCUGGACAAAAGUCUGCUGUUGUUAUUGCUAUUAUUUCUUUCCCCCCCUUGUUGUUAUAUCUGUCUGUCUAUCCAUUACUCCAUUUGUGCAUGUCUUCCAUCGGGACUGUUAAAAGAUACAUUUGUAUUUAACACAAAGCUACACUGACCCUAAUUAAUGUUUCCAUUGGCUUCAUUACCAGUUUUACCAGUUUGUACCUCAUGGUUUCUAGGGACAGUAUAAAACUGUUUCAUUGGUGCCAGAUUAUAUUCAGGAAAUCUUCUGUUAGUGAAACUAACACAUUGAAUGUUGAAUUUAAACAAUUUUAGCUUCUUCUUUUUAAAUAUUAAGUUAUUGAUAAACUGAAAUAGCAUUGACUCAUUAGACUACGUUUUGGCUGUGUUUUAAUACUUUUUACAUUUCACAUUUUGCUACAAAAAUUGGAUUUCAAGGUCAGGGUUUGUAUAAUAUUUAUUUAGCACUCCUAAUUCUACCACCACCAGAACAUCUUUUCCACUUUGGCUUUUUAAUUUUAUGUUUUUGGAAGUAUUGAACAGUAUUUAUAUAGACUGAGAAAUAAUAUAUGUAUUGUUCUUAAAGUUAUAGUGUGUACUUUCUGUUGCCCCCAUGAGGAAUUCUAAGUAAUGACAAAAAACACUGUUGACACAAGCCUUUGGUGAUCGUGCACCAACCGCACCCCUCCUCCACACAGUUGCUAGUAGCACAACAAUAUUAGGUUGAGUAAAUGAAAUCGCAAUAAUUCCUACUCCUAAUACGUUACAAAACCCAUUACUAACUUGUUCAAGAGCAGUAAGGCAACAUCCGUGUCUGACCUCGGCCCCUUUUCAGCGCUCUCCAAACAGGAAAAGCCACACCAAUGAUUAUCCGUAUUUGUCUUCGCCAUCAGUCACUUUCUUUUUUUUGAUUUUAGUCCUGCUGAAUGUGUAAGUCUUUUCUCAGCAGUACAAUCAUUGAAUGAAACAUUACUUGGGUGCUUUCUUCAGGUGUAUGUGGUUUCAGGCUAUUCAAAUUGACCGUAUACAAUUGUAUAUCCUCAGCACUGUAAUACUGUCGUGGACACAUUUCAUAUAUGGUGACUACUUUUGUCAAAAUCCUUUAAAAUAAACAAGUCAUUUUGGGAAAUAUUUGCAUAAAAUCAAUGCAGCAUGUUGAGAUGUUGGCAUUGUAGUCUAACUUUGGUUCACCUGAUUUUUAGCAUUCGUCCAGUUUUUUGAGUGCUGCUACUUUUUUGGAGAAGAACCAGCUACUUUCCUGUGCUACAUUUUGUGUUACAAGAUGACUCCAGACGUGUAGCAGAAGUCUGUAAAAGCCAUAUUAAAACACAGCCUUUAAUAACCUUUCUGUAGCAUCAUUGGGAUCCUUAAUGUUUUGACAAUUUGUCAGCAAAGGGUUGCAAUGCAAGUAACUGAUGUUGUAAUUCUGAUGUCCCUCAUGAAUUUAAAUCACGAUGAAUAAGUUACUCUAAACUUAUAUUACAUUCAGCAGUCUUCAUAAGCAUUUAUGAUGAUCUGAUUUCACGUAUUUGUUUUCUGUCUGUGAUUAGGAGUGUUGCUUUUCCUUCAUAUGUCUUAAAUUAUUUGUUGAGUCUUCCUUGAUGUGGUUGAUGGAUGAGUUACAAGACAUGAUGUAAAGCAAGCAAUCAAAGUGCAAUGGCUUUUCUGCCAAAAGCCUCUCUCUCUCUCUGAGCAAUAAAUUUGUAUUCAGAUGUUAUAAAACAUGAUAUUAGGACAACUGUGUAGAAAACGUUAAUAAAAAAAUUAGUUUUUACACUUUC